GUUUUCCGCCAUUUUUGUUCUGGAUGCAGAGCUUGAUUCCCUGCGCGAGUGUGGCGGAGAGAAAUCUGUUGGCUGACACUUCGAAAAUCGUCGAGAAGCACAACAAAACGUGUAAACGAAAAGACGAUCUGAGAAAAAUCGUCACCGAUAAUCUCAUAGCUCUUGAUUACAACGCCUCCGUCUGUAAAUCCAAAUGGGAAAAAUCUCCAUCAAUUCCAGCUGGCGAGUACGAAUACAUUGAUGUGAUAAUCGAAGGCGAGAGGGUGUUGAUCGACGUGGAUUUCCGAUCGGAGUUCGAAAUCGCCCGAUCGACGAGCAGUUACAAGGCGACUCUCCAGUGUCUGCCAUACAUCUUCGUCGGAAAAUCCGACCGCCUACUCCAGAUCGUCUCCGUCGCGUCGGAGGCCGCCCGCCUGAGCCUGAAGAAGAAAGGCAUGCACAUCGCGCCGUGGCGCAAGUCGGAGUACAUGAAGUCCAAGUGGCUCAGCCCCCACACGCGCCUCACGCAGCCGAAAUUGAGCGGCGCCGCCGCCGCCGACGACGAUCAAGAGGUUUUGGAGUGCGAGGUCGGAGAGCUGGACUUGAUCUUCGGUGAGAGCAUGGCUUUUUCGGAGGAGUCUGUUAGCUCGGUAAAACCUAUAUCUUCGCCGGCGAAGGUAAUUCCUCCGGCGAUGACGUGGCAGCUGCCGGCCGUGAGGCCGAGGAGUUUAGAGAGGGGGAAUAAAGUGGUGGUCACCGGCUUAGCUUCUCUCCUCAAAGAAAAACUCUGAAGAAAUUAAUUAAAAUAAAUAAAAAGAAAAAUUUUGAUCCUCCUUUUUUUUAAUUAUAAUUAAUUUCUUUUUAGUAUUUCCUAAUUACGAAAACAAAUAUAUAGUCUUCCCUUCCCCUUCUUUUUUAUGCAGAAGGACACCAUGUAAAAAAAAAACCAAAAAAAUCUAGACCAAUCAUCAUUUUGUCAAUAAUCAAAAAUUAAUAUUUA
Messenger RNA from Erythranthe guttata (spotted monkey flower), 979 nucleotides. NCBI's taxonomy places the organism in Eukaryota, Viridiplantae, Streptophyta, Magnoliopsida, Lamiales, Phrymaceae. The record is from RefSeq and is a predicted model, not a curated record.